Osmerus eperlanus (European smelt) is the source of this 1594-nucleotide messenger RNA. RefSeq names its product TLC domain-containing protein 3A-like. NCBI's taxonomy places the organism in Eukaryota, Metazoa, Chordata, Actinopteri, Osmeriformes, Osmeridae. The coding region runs from base 121 to 936 and encodes 271 amino acids. The transcript has 5 exons. Gene Ontology annotation, cellular component: membrane; endoplasmic reticulum. The record is from RefSeq and is a predicted model, not a curated record. Gene Ontology annotation, biological process: lipid homeostasis.
UAACUUCCUGGUCAUGUUGAUCAUCUGGGCGUGCGCAUGAGAUGAUAUUGAAAAGCUAUUUAGAGUACUCUUCCUACUUCUUACUCCAGUUGAGACAACACUGGAGACCGAGGUUAAACGAUGUUGACUUCCAUUGCCUGCGGAGCUGUGUUCUUCCCUGGACUCUAUGCAAUUUGUAGAAAAUGGCUAAAAUCAACUUUCAGUAAAUGGAAUGACGCCGACGUGGUCAUUGUUAGUGAAAGACUGCUUUCCUUGGUGCACGCGACAAUUGCUUCCACCGCUGGAAUUAUCGUCGUUACGUCUUGUCAUAACGUCAUGACCGACAGACAUUGGCUGGCGAAUGACUUUGUGUGUUUUGGGGCCCCUUACAUGGCCUAUGAUCUGUAUGCCAUGUACUUGAGCCACUGGCACAGCCUGAGAGUAAGAGGUCAGGAGGUCAGGGGUCACUCACUACACACUGUCUGGAGCUUCCUCCUCAGGGACCGCCUCAUGGUCCUUCAUCACUUGGCACUGCUCUUCGUCUUCUUGCCCGUCACACUGUUCCUCAGGAGAGGGCUAGGAGACUUCUUCGUUGGCUGUUUGUUAACCACAGAGUUGAGCACUCCUUUUGUGUCCCUGGGAAAGAUCCUUAUCCAGCUUGGUCUGCAGGAUGGCCAUCUCCACCAGGCCAAUGGGAUGUUGGUGUUGCUGAGCUUCCUGUGCUGCCGCAUCUUGCUCUUCCCCUACAUGUACCUGGCCUACGGCCGCCAGCACGGCCUGCCCCUGCUCUCCGUGCCCCUUCACCUGCCUCUGCACUGUAACAUAGGCAACCUGGCCAUCCUGGCGCCACAGAUCUACUGGUUCUAUCUGCUGUGUCGCAAAGCCCGGAGACUCUACCUGCGCCAGACCAAACCAAGCGAUCCCAGUGAUCUGACGCAUAGGAGCACAACACAGUAGAGGCGAUCCAAGAGGACACGUCAGCAGAAGCAGGGGUACUGCUGUGACCAAUCACAGAUGGGCAGGUGUACUGCUGUGACCAAUCGCAGAUGGCACUGAACCUUAGAGCAUUGUCCUGUUCCUGGCAGUCUGACUCGGUGUGAGCAUGGGUGUUAGCAUUGUUAGUGCUGCUGGGUUGUAUUAUUCCACCAUGUUAGCGGAUGGGGUUGUAAGUCAGGAUGGCAGUCUCUGCCCAUUUAUCCAAGAAACACAAAUGCAUCUCUAUAUAAAGAGCAGCUGUCUUUCCCUCACUGUAACUUGGGUUUCUCAGUCACAAUUGGACCUCAGCUUUUGGUAAAUGAGUGUAGCAGACGGAAGAGGAAAAAACUAAAUAAUGUGUAUGAUCUACUACUAUGACUGCUAAGUUCACUUAUGAAAGCUCUUGAACAGGAAGUUGUCUGCUAAAUGACUACAGUUCAUAAUUGAAUUGCUACCUCAGAGUUAUAAUUUCUAGUUAAGAUUAUAAACUGUAGCUACUAGGUAGCAUGUGUUUGCACUGUGGACAAAGUCUCCUAUCAUGACUGUUCAUUAAAUUGAGUUGGCCAAAAGAAUGUAAUCUUUUAAUGUAUUUUGCCUGCAUGAACAUACAAUAAAUUAUUACACUGAAAACAUUUCAUUA